Cynoglossus semilaevis (tongue sole) is the source of this 761-nucleotide messenger RNA. It is a transcript of the gene lyrm7, whose product is annotated as LYR motif containing 7. Gene Ontology annotation, molecular function: protein folding chaperone. NCBI's taxonomy places the organism in Eukaryota, Metazoa, Chordata, Actinopteri, Pleuronectiformes, Cynoglossidae. The record is from RefSeq and is a predicted model, not a curated record. Bases 112 to 426 code for a protein of 104 amino acids. The transcript is spliced from 5 exons. Gene Ontology annotation, cellular component: mitochondrial matrix. Gene Ontology annotation, biological process: mitochondrial respiratory chain complex III assembly.
GUCCCUACAGGGUGUGAGUUAAAACUGCAGAGUAACGUCAUGCUGCAAUACUGUAAUUGGUCAAUACAUAUGUAACUUCCGCUCGUACCCGGAAGUGAACGAGGAAUAAACAUGGGGACUCGUCUGAAGGUUCUGAGCGUGUUUAAAGCCCUGCACAGGACCAGGAUGACUGUGUUUAAAGAUGACAACAGAGCACUGACAGCUGCAAGAUUAAAGAUUAAUGAAGAAUUCAAGAAAAACAAACAUGAAACGUCAGACGAAAACAUCCAGAAGAUGAUUAAAAUGGGCUCGGAUGUUGACAUUGUUCUCAGAGAGACUGUGAUGCAAAUGGAACACAUUGGAGAAGACAGACUUGUGCUGCGACCCAGAGAGAGCCAUCUACUAGAAAAUGUUCCUUAUUGUGAUCAGCCCAGGAAAAGGUCCUGAUGGAACAUGAUUGACAUUUGAAUGAUCAACAAGGAGGUCCAUUGCCAUCAAAUGAUAUUCAUUUACAGUUUACAGAAAGAAUGAAAGCUUUCAUCUUUCUGCUUUAGCCCAACAUUCACUGAAGAGCUGUGGAGUGGAUCUACACUGUAGUUGGGGGAUGUAAUUUUGUUUUUAUUAUUUACAUUUGGUUUCACAUAAAGGUGAUACCCACUACAAGGUCACAUUGAGUUGGUGCAGAUUGUUAUAAUCCUUUACACUGUUGCUACAACAUCAUCAAACCCUUGGAAAACAAUCCUUUGUCACAAUUAAAUAAAACAAGGUCUGGUUGGAGUAAA